CUCAUCUCCCUCCAGAUUUGCUGAAGCCUCACUGGUGGUGUGACUUUGAAAACCACUAUAUUACUCAGUUCUGUUUUCUUUAGGCGUGAAGCUUUUGUUUAUUAUUGUUGCCAAGUCUUUACCAGUCACGAUAAAGAUGAUAUGGUAUCUUAAAGCUGUUGUUAGAUAUCAAAUCUAAUCUGACCCAAGUUUCGGUGAAGGGACCCGCCUUCCCAAACACCCUGGAAACAAACACCACUAUCUGUACAAAUAUGUGUGCUUGUUUUUCAAUCAAGACGUCUGAAUCAUACUGAAGAGAUAUUUAUGACCCACACCUAGAUUUUUGCAGAUAACCAAACAAUAUAAGUUAUGGCCAUUUGUUGAGUUGUCCACAUUCUGACCACUGGAGUAGUUUGCUGCAGCUUUAAGAUUGCUCGUAUUUCCGCAAGAAUGAAGGCUGCUUACAAGUGUCUGCUUUUCCACUGCAUUUUGCUGUCUGUCAUUUUUUUGUGCCAUGGAAAAGACCAGUACUUCAGUGACAAUGCAAACCCAAUACUCCCGGGGUCCUACAAUAUUCCAUGGAUGGCAGGCAUCGAGGAUUUCCACACCCUCUCUCUUGUUACCAUCCCUGGUACUCAUGCCAGCAUGGCCCUGCAUGGAGGUCCAGAGGCUGAACACCAGGCCAUGUCCCUGAAAAAUCAGCUCAGGGCCGGCAUUCGUUUCCUGGAUAUCAAAGUGUUCGGACUGGGUGACACCCUCUAUAUCAUGGAUGGGGUAGCAUACCAGCACAGCACUCUGAAAGACGUCCUAGACACUGUCAGAGCCUUCCUGUCAGAGUUCAAGACUGAGGCUGUGCUCAUAAGAGUGGAACCAGAGUCUUUUGAGAAGAAAACUGUCAAUGAAAUGGUGCAGAGUCUGAUUGGCAAUGACCAAAAUGUCUGGGUGCAAUCUGGAAUGCCAACUAUGGGUCAGGUCAGGGGGAAAAUUGUGUUUUUGCAGAGGAGCACCUUCACACUUGGAAUCCCCCUCAUAGAAACAGAUGGGAAAGGCUCCUCCAAGGUUAGCAACGUUAAAGAUAAAGACAACAAAAUAAUGCAUCAGCUGAACCAAGCCAUUGUAGCUUAUGGAGGGGACAAUGCUGUUUUGACCUACACUAGCGGCACUGGCCUUGGUACUUUCUGGGGAAUGUUACUGACUCCAAAAAGAGUAGCUGAAAAGGUAAACCCAUGGGUCAAUCAAUACCUGAGACAGUUCUACCCUAAUCAGCCCAGACCAUGCUUUGGUAUCAUUGCCAUGGACUUUCCUGGCAUUGAUCUCAUUCAAACUAUCAUCAAUUUAAACUGGUGGUAAAGGUAUGGCAAGGAGAACCACCAUGUGCUGGAGAGGUUUGAAUCUAAUGUAGUGUAUAGACUGUGGUGUCUGGAAAUCAAAAAUUUAAUCUGAAAACUGAUCUCUGAUAUCUGAUACUCUUGUUGUCUUUGUGAGUCCUUUCCUGAACUGUGUCAUUCAGGAACAAUGACAGUAACAUGUUGUGACCAUAAUUAUGAAAAAAUAAAUUUCAUAUCAUUU
Molecule: messenger RNA, 1548 nt
Organism: Larimichthys crocea (large yellow croaker)
Lineage: Eukaryota; Metazoa; Chordata; Actinopteri; Sciaenidae
Product: 1-phosphatidylinositol phosphodiesterase
Exons: 3
Coding region: 430-1329 (299 amino acids)
Biological process (GO): lipid metabolic process
Molecular function (GO): phosphoric diester hydrolase activity
Source: RefSeq, a predicted model, not a curated record